This is a messenger RNA of Lolium rigidum, 3739 nucleotides long. RefSeq lists its product as uncharacterized. The transcript has 3 exons. Gene Ontology annotation, biological process: DNA repair; telomere maintenance. NCBI's taxonomy places the organism in Eukaryota, Viridiplantae, Streptophyta, Magnoliopsida, Poales, Poaceae. The coding region runs from base 160 to 3693 and encodes 1177 amino acids. Gene Ontology annotation, molecular function: DNA helicase activity. The record is from RefSeq and is a predicted model, not a curated record.
GUUGACAGAACAGUUAAUGUUGGGAAUGGCCCAUAUGUGUUCAAGAUUUGUGGAGUGGUGUGUCAUGAGAUUGGCUCUUUGUUGCCUCCAGAGGGUGAUUCUGUUCCUAAAUUUGCCCAGCUAUACAUUUAUGAUACUCAGAAUGAAUUAGAUCAUAGGAUGGGUAUAUUUAGUCAGGAUGGUGAACUUGAUGAUGAUACUGCUGCUGGUGUCCAUUCUGCAUCAGUUGCUCAGUCUUCAUCUGUUGUUGGUCAGCGCCGUCAAAGAGAGGAGGUACUAGGAGUUGGCUUGGAUCGGCCAGCCCGACGUCAGCGGCGGCGUAGGGAGGAACCUGAUCCCGCUAUUGUGCGAUCUCUAACUACAAUGCUCAAUGGGUGUAACUUCCUUGUGCAAACAUUUCGUAUGGCAAAGGACAGAAUGUUUUCUCUUGAUGCUCCUGAGGUGGCUGUUCGUUUAUAUGGUCAUGAGGGUGCAGACCAUGGGAAUCGGUAUUCUUUGCCUACCGCCCCUGAGCUGGCUGCUCUUAUAGUUGAUGACCUCACUGUAGAAGCAUGUAGAUUCGAUAUUAUCGUCCAGAAGGAGGCUGGUUAUCUUCAGCGCAUCUCGCCACUGAACCCCUCUCUCAUGGCUCUCCAGUACCCGCUCCUGUUUCCUCAUGCUACCAUCGGGUUCCAUCUUGGUAUCAGGUACCGACAGGUUGAUGGUAUGCCAUCGACUGGACGCAACCAGGUGUCCAUGCUUGAGUACUAUUGUUAUCGUUUCCAUUAUAGGAAGGGCGAGCCAAAUCCUUUUACUUGCUGCGGUCGAUCGUCGCAGCAGCUUCUUGUGGACUGUUAUUCCUGUGUUGAAUCAUGUAGAUUGAGUUAUCACUUCUGGAACCAGACCAUGCUUCGGUCUGAGACAUAUCAGGGUAUUUCUGAUGCUCUUGGUGAGGGGAACUCCAGUGGCAAAAAUGUCGGGGUGCAGUAUCUUCUGCACUCGAGUUUUACUGGAGGGCCUCGGUACAUGAUUCAGAAUUACCAGGAUGGCAUGGCUAUUUGUCGUGUUUUUGGAGUGCCUGAUCUUUUCAUUACAUUUACUUGCAACCCUAAGUGGGAUGAAAUAACUGAAGCUCUUCUUAUGGAGCCUGGUCAGAGGCAUGUUGAUAGACCGGAUAUAGUUACACGUGUUUUGAAGAUGAAGAUUAAUGAAUUUAGCGGAGACGUCAGGCGGGGCGAGGCGUUUGGUCAAGUCCAUGCAUAUUUAUAUGUUGUCGAGUUCCAGAAAAGAGGCUUACCCCACAUACAUACCCUUGUGUGGCUGGAUGCCGACAUGGACGACCCCACGCCUUCUACCAUAGAUUCUUUUAUUUCGGCAGAGAUACCAGAUUAUGCUACCGAUCCAUUGGGGUAUGCACUUGUGGAGGAGUUUAUGGUGCAUGGUCCAUGUGGUGAACACAACCCUCAUUCUCCAUGUAUGAAGGACGGUGUUUGCUCUAAGCGAUAUCCCAAAGAAUUUAAUGAAGAGACUACAAUUGAUGGUCUCGGUUUUCCGGUGUACCGGCGAAGUGGGAACGACAUGUAUAUUCUGAAGAAUGGUGUUCGUGUCGACAAUCGGUGGAUAGUUCCUUACAAUAUGUCCUUGCUAAAAAAAUUCCAAGCUCACAUUAAUGUGGAGUGGUGUAAUAAGACCAACCUUCUUAAAUAUUUGUUCAAGUACCUUGCUAAGGGCCAUGAUAUGGCAAGGGCCCGGUUUCAUUCUAUGUACCAGUCUACAGGCUCUGAAUCUACUGGAAGAAAUGAGAUAGAUGAGUAUGUAAAAUGCAGGUAUUUGUCUGCGUGUGAGGCAUGUUGGCGUAUGUUCGCAUUCGACAUUCAUGUUCGAGCACCUUCUGUUGAAAGAUUAGUGGUGCACCUUGAAAAUAUGAACCGGGUUAUAUAUAGCCAGGAUGAUAACCUUACCGAUGUUGUUCGCAAUCCUUCGAAAUAUAAAACUAUGCUCACUGAGUGGUUUGUCGCUAACCAGCGGUACAUGGAUGCUCGCGAGCUUACGUAUCUGCAGUUUCCAUCAAAGUGGAGGUGGGACGCAUCAACUAAGAGAUGGCGAAGGAGGAGGCGCCAACUCAAAUUCGGCCCUCCUAUUGGCCGUGUCUACAACGUGCAUCCUAGCUGCGGAGAACUCUUCUAUCUUCGGAUGCUCCUCACGGUUGUGGCUGGUGCUACAAGUUUCAAUGACCUCAAGGUUUACCAUGGAAGGUUGCACACCUCCUUUAAGGCAGUUUGCCAGGCGCGUGGUUUGGUUGGUGAUGACAACGAGUGGUUCCUUCUAUUUGAUGAAGCCGUUCAAUGGGCUUCUUCUUAUCAGUUGCGGCAUCUAUUCAUGACUGUCUUGCUAUUUUGUGGUGUCACUGAUGGCCAACGACUUCUAGAUAAAUAUUGGCGGUUUAUGGCAAAUGAUAUAGCUUUCCAGAUUGCACGCUCUCUAAAUGAUACUGUUCAGGCAAUCCCUUCCGAAUAUUUACACAUUCAGCUGUUGCACGAGCUAUCUGUUAUGUUUGGUAAAAAUGGUUACUCCUUAUCAUCUUUCGGUAUAUCCAUUCGCAAUGCAAGGUUGCUUGGCAAUAGGUUGAUUUUAGAAGAGCUACAGUAUGACAGGAAUGAGCUUAGAGAAAUGGCUUCUUCUUUCCAUGGAAGGUUAAAUGAAGAUCAGCUCUAUAUCUACAACCAGAUCAUGCGUGCAGCCCUCAAUUCUGUUGGGGGCGUUUUCUUUGUUUCUGGUCAUGGUGGUACAGGCAAAACGUUUCUGUGGACCUCUAUUAUUGCGAGGUUACGAGCCGAUGAUCAUGUCGUUCUUCUUGUAGCUUCUUCAGGUGUAGCUUCGCUUCUGUUACCAGGUGGAAGGACGGCUCAUUCACGUUUUAGGAUACCUGUUGAAGUCAACGAGCGAAGCAUGUGCACCAUUUCCCGGGGCAGUAAUCUAGCUGAAUUAAUAGAGAAAGCAACACUCAUACUUUGGGAUGAAGCGCCAAUGACUCACAGACGUUGCUUUGAAGCGGUUGACAGAAGCAUGAGGGACAUUUUGUCUGCGAAUGAACCUUCACGGAAAUUGCUCCCUUUCGGUGGGAAGACUGUAGUUUUGGGAGGGGAUUUCAGGCAAGUGUUACCUGUUGUGGAAGGGGGCAGUAGAGCGGAAAUUGUCAACUCUUCCCUUAUGAAGUCACCCCUUUGGCAGCAUGUAACUGUCCUCAAGCUACGCAGAAAUAUGAGAUUGUCUAAUCCACAGUUGUCUGAUGAGGAACGAGCUGCUUUGGAGGAAUUUGCGCAGUGGGUCCUCGAUGUCGGUGAUGGAGCUGUGCACAUGGAUACACGAGGAGAGGCUACCCCUUCAUGGAUCUCCUUGCCACCAGAUACAGCACUGCUGCCAGACUCUGAUCCUAUUUCUGCUAUUGUUGAUGCAGUGUAUGAUUCAUUUACUCAAUGUAUUCUGAUGCAGCUUAUCUGGCAGACCGCGCCAUUGUGUGUCCUACUAAUAAAGUUGCCGACUCUAUCAACGAGACUAUUUUCUCUAAGGUGCCUGGGGAGGAGAUGCUGUUCGAGAGCUGUGAUUCUAUAUGUAAAACUCUCGACCAUGCGGCUGAUGCGGAACUGUUAUAUCCUCCUGAAUUUCUCCAUAAGAUCGAUCCUCCAAACUUUCUGCAGCAUAGGAUUUCAUUGAAGGUAGGGGUUCCAAUAAUGUUGUUAAGGAAUAUUAACCAAGCUAU